Grammomys surdaster is the source of this 1812-nucleotide messenger RNA. RefSeq names its product acid sensing ion channel subunit 3 (gene Asic3). Lineage: Eukaryota; Metazoa; Chordata; Mammalia; Rodentia; Muridae. The transcript has 10 exons. The record is from RefSeq and is a predicted model, not a curated record. Gene Ontology annotation, biological process: sodium ion transmembrane transport. Gene Ontology annotation, cellular component: membrane. Bases 275 to 1639 code for a protein of 454 amino acids.
CAGAGACCCAGCCACACGGAGCCAACACGCACGUUCUGGGGAAGUCAGAGCCAGACCGAAGUUCAACUCAUCCAGUCCUAUCAGGCGAGUACUUUCACCUCUGUCUUGACUCCUCCCUUCUCUACCUUCUCCUUUUCUCUCCUCCCUAUUCCUUGCCGAGCAACUUGAGUCCCAUCUCAAUCCCCACCACUACCCUGCUAGCCCUACAAAACAGCUUCUGCACUCCUUAGAAGCCCUGUCCCCAAUCAACGCCUCCCUGCUCCCUGCUCCAGCCAUGAAACCUCCCUCAGGACUGGAGGAGACCCAGCGGCGACAGGCCUCAGACAUCCGGGUGUUCGCCAGCAGCUGCACGAUGCACGGUCUGGGUCACAUCUUUGGCCCUGGAGGACUGACCCUGCGCCGUGGGCUGUGGGCCACAGCUGUGCUCCUGUCGCUGGCGGCCUUCCUCUACCAGGUGGCUGAGCGGGUUCGCUACUAUGGGGAGUUCCACCAUAAGACCACCCUGGAUGAGCGUGAGAGCCACCAGCUUACCUUCCCAGCUGUCACUCUGUGUAAUAUCAAUCCACUGCGCCGCUCACGCCUCACACCCAAUGACUUGCACUGGGCUGGAACAGCGCUGCUGGGCCUGGACCCUGCUGAACAUGCUGCCUACCUUCGUGCCCUGGGCCAACCCCCUGCACCACCUGGCUUCAUGCCCAGUCCGACUUUUGACAUGGCACAACUCUACGCCAGAGCUGGCCACUCCCUUGAGGACAUGUUGCUGGAUUGCCGAUACCGUGGCCAGCCCUGUGGGCCUGAGAACUUCACAGUGAUCUUCACUCGAAUGGGGCAGUGCUACACCUUCAACUCUGGUGCCCACGGGGCAGAACUACUCACCACUCCAAAGGGUGGUGCUGGCAACGGAUUGGAGAUUAUGCUGGAUGUACAGCAAGAGGAGUAUCUGCCCAUCUGGAAGGACAUGGAAGAGACUCCGUUUGAGGUGGGGAUCCGAGUGCAGAUCCACAGCCAGGAGGAGCCCCCUGCCAUUGACCAGCUGGGCUUCGGGGCAGCCCCAGGUCACCAGACUUUUGUGUCCUGCCAGCAGCAGCAACUGAGUUUCCUGCCACCACCCUGGGGUGACUGCAAUACUGCAUCUGUGGAUCCCGACUUUGAUCCAGAGCCCUCUGAUCCCCUGGGUUCCCUUAGCCCCAGCCCCAGCCCUCCUUAUAGUUUAAUAGGGUGCCGCCUGGCCUGUGAGUCCCGCUAUGUGGCUCGGAAGUGUGGAUGUCGAAUGAUGCAUAUGCCUGGAAACUCCCCAGUGUGCAGCCCCCAGCAGUACAAGGACUGUGCCAGCCCGGCUCUAGGGAGAAUGUACUGGUUUUGGAUAUUUUCUUUGAGGCCCUCAACUAUGAGGCAGUGGAACAAAAGGCGGCCUAUGAAGUGUCAGAGCUGCUGGGAGACAUUGGGGGACAGAUGGGACUGUUUAUUGGAGCCAGCCUGCUUACCAUCCUCGAGAUCCUCGACUACCUCUGUGAGGUUUUUCAAGACAGAGUCCUGGGGUACUUUUGGAACAGAAGGAACUCUCAAAGGCGCUCUAGCAACACUCUGCUCCAGGAAGAGCUCAAUGGCCAUCGAGCGCAUGUUCCCCAUCUCACCCUAGGCCCCAGGCCUCCUACUGCUCCCUGUGCUGUCACCAAGACACUCUCUGCCUCCCACCGUACCUGUUACCUCGUCACAAGGCUCUAGACCUGCUUGGUUGCACCAUGACAUCUUGGACAUGUCCAGCUUGUACAUCUUUGCUGUCUUCACCCUAAUAAAGCUCUAGUACAUGUG